Molecule: messenger RNA, 2571 nt
Organism: Syngnathoides biaculeatus (alligator pipefish)
Lineage: Eukaryota; Metazoa; Chordata; Actinopteri; Syngnathiformes; Syngnathidae
Gene: spock2
Product: SPARC (osteonectin), cwcv and kazal like domains proteoglycan 2
Exons: 10
Coding region: 534-1886 (450 amino acids)
Molecular function (GO): calcium ion binding; protein binding
Source: RefSeq, a predicted model, not a curated record
GCGGCACGGUGGUUCAGCUGGUACAGCGUUGGGCUCACAGUUCUGAGGACCCGGGUUCGAUCCCGGCCCUGCCUGUGUGGAGUUUGCAUGUUCUCCCCUGUUUUCUCCAGCCACUCCGGUUUUCUCCCACAUCCCCCAAAAAACGUGCAACAUUAAUUGGACACUCUAAAUUGCCCCUAGGUGUGAUUGUGAGUGCGACUGUUUGUCUCGACGUGGCCUGCGAAUGGCUGGCAACCAGUUCAGGGUGUACCCUGCUUUCUGCCCGUUGACAACUGGGAUAGGCUCCAGUACUCCCCGCUACCCUCGUGAGGAUAAGCGGCAAAGAAAAUGGAAAAAUGGAAAAUUCAUACCUGUCUAACAGCAUUUUUUUUUUUUUUUUAUGUUUACAAAUUUUUCAAAAAGCAACUGUUCCCAUUACCUUUGUGUCAAAAUCAUGUCAACCUUAAAUCUUGACUGAGCUCUACCUUCUUUUUGAUCCGGCGCUUGUAUUCAAGUCAACAAAUGUGCAAAAGAGCUUUGCUGCACAAUUAUAAAUGGUAAUUUCUGAAGCAAAUGCAUCUUUUUGUAGCUUUAAAACAUCAGCAUGCAUAACGUGCAGCGAUUACCUUUUCACUAAUUUCCACUUUUUCUCCCCUUUUGCUGUCAUCUCCUCAGGAAGUGGAGGUCAGUUCUUCUACGUAUUAAUAUACUGUACAUUCACAGCCCGCACUGUACGUCUUUAUGCAUGGCCUCGACGUCAUAUUCAAAUUCCGAGCACCGCAAAGCACUCGAAUAGCAGCAGGCCCACCCUGCGCCAUAUGCCUGGCGUACAGGAUGAUUAUGUGCGCAACUGGGAUGAGAAUCAAGGCUCAAGUGACAACGUGGACACCACCAAGGACCCCUGCCAAAAGGUUAAGUGCAGCAGGCACAAGGUGUGCAUGGCCCAGGGCUACCAGAGAGCCGUCUGCAUCAACCGCAAGAAGCUGGAGCACCGACUCAAGCAGCCCGCUCUCAGGUCCUCUGACGGCAACUGUCAGCCGUGUCCCAUCUCCUCCACCGGGCCCGUGUGCGGAUCCGACGGACACAACUACGCCUCAAGGUGCAAACUGGAGCAGCAGGCGUGUCUCACGGGGAAGGAGCUGACCCUCAAGUGCUCGGGUCUGUGCCCGUGCUCCACCGCCGCUCCCGCCGCCAAGCAGGAGAGUAAACGCGAGAGCUGCACCGGACAGGAUCUGGCUGAUCUCGGCGAGCGUCUUCGGGACUGGUUCCAACUCCUUCAGAGCAACGCCAAGCAGAACAAUAACAGCAAGCCCGGGGCCAAGAGCACCGCAGCCAACAUUGAAACCGUGCUGGACAGGAGCCUGGUGGCCAGCUGUAAGGACUCUGUAGGUUGGAUGUUCUCCAAGCUGGACACCAACAGCGACCUGUACCUGGACCAGGCCGAGCUGGCCGCCAUCAACCUAGACAAGUACGAGAUCUGCAUCCGUCCCUUCUUCAACUCGUGCGACUCCUACAAGGACGGCAAAGUGUCCACGGCCGAGUGGUGCCUGUGCUUCUGGAGGGAGAAACCACCCUGCCUGGCCGAGCUGGAGAGGAUCCAAGUGUUAGAUGGCGGCAAAAGAAAGUUUGGUCGUUUCAUCCCAAACUGCGAUGAGGACGGCUUCUACAGGAAGCUGCAGUGUGACCGGGGCGAGUGCUGGUGCGUGGACCAGUACGGCGGUGAAGUCGCCGGGUCGAGGAUUCGCGCAAAACCAGAUUGCGACGACGGACCCGCGUAUUCGGGCGACUUCGGCAGCGGCGUGGGCUGGGAAGACGAAGAAGAGAAAGGCGGCGAGGAGACCGCCGAGGAGGCGGAGGAGGAAGAGGGCGAGGCGGGAGAGGCGGAUGACGAGGGCUAUAUCUGGUAAAGAGUCGAGCGUUUGAACCCGCAGCCUCCCUCUCUGUCUCUUCUUUUUUGUUUUUUCUCCUCUCCCCCAACGGCACCUCCAUGUCCCAAACACACGCAAACAACAAACCAGAGGAGGAAACUCCCAAGGUGGACAUUGAGAAGGGAAACGUAUCACUCGCGGUAAUAGUGGGGGUGUGCAGUCAAACAGCUUGUCCCUCAUAUUUGUGAAUCUUUGUUCUAUUCUCUUGUACGUACGUUUUAUUUCUAGGAGACUUUCUGGUAGAUUAAAAUGGCUGACCAUCUCUUAUUUCAUUCAUGAAUUAGAUUAGAAACUUUAUGAUUUUAUUUUUUUUUUUAAGUUGAAAGUAUACAGAGGACAUUGACUGUGACUUUAAAGUCCUCAUCUCAUGCGCUUGAGCUCAUGUGUGACAGUAGUGCUGUCUCAUUCUUAACGCGUCAGUCCCGCAGCUUGUAAAUAACGUCAAGUCCACGUUGUGUACCGGACGGGAGGUCACCGCGCCCCGGGCGCCUCUCGCUUAGGUGACAAGUGUACAUUGUAUCGUCGUGUGGGUCGCUUGUUGUGUUUAUUAAAAAAGGAGAUAAUAAGCAUUCAAUAAACGUGAGUGUGUGUGGUCGCAGCAGGCCACCGUACAUCGGAGUCUUUGUCUGAAUAUCGUAUAUGCGGUGCACGUAUUCACUUCCCG